Corticium candelabrum is the source of this 3071-nucleotide messenger RNA. RefSeq names its product exocyst complex component 4-like. Gene Ontology annotation, biological process: exocytosis; Golgi to plasma membrane transport. The record is from RefSeq and is a predicted model, not a curated record. NCBI's taxonomy places the organism in Eukaryota, Metazoa, Porifera, Homoscleromorpha, Homosclerophorida, Plakinidae. The transcript is spliced from 28 exons. The coding region runs from base 9 to 2813 and encodes 934 amino acids. Gene Ontology annotation, cellular component: exocyst.
CGUUAACGAUGGGUUCUGAGUCAGCUCUACUUAUCAGACUUAUUCGCAAUUUGUCGAAAGAGAGUGGCAGCGAACAACAACGGGAUAGAGUCAAGACAGAAUUAACAGAGAACUUUGAUAACGUAGACGACAAAUUGGAGCUGAUUGUAGAAAAUCAUUAUGAGAAGUUGAAAGGGACUAUACACGCGUUUACUAGCAUUGCUGGCCGUGUAACAGAGAGUCAGACGAGAGUGAAGGCCUUGAAGCGAAGUUUAGUUGAUUGUAAGGGUUUGUUGAAAUGUCGACGAGAAGAAUUGAAGAAGCUAUGGAUGGAAGGAGUUGAAUGCAAACAAGUUCUUAAGCUGCUAGAUAGAAUUGAUGAAGCCAAGCAAGCUCCAGCAAAGCUAAAAGAAUUUAUGGCUGCUAAACAGUACCUUGAUGCCACAAAUCUACUCGUCCAUAUGGUUUCAGUGUUGAGAGGAAAGUUGUCUGAAGUUGAUGCUUUACGAGAUCUGAGAAUGGAGUUGGAGUCACAGAAAGCCAAACUGUAUGACAUGCUGCUGGAGGAGCUACAUCGACUGAUCUAUGUGAAAUCAUCACUGCAAGCAAAGAGAAAAAUGAAAGCAUCACAAGAAAAUCUUACAAAUUCUCCUCAAUUUGCGAGAAAAGUAGCAGCUUUAGCAGCACAAAAAGGUCUGUCACAUAGACGAGUUGGAUCAGGUCCACCUCGCUUGGAUGCAUCUGAUCUGCAGUUGAGAGAGAGUGGCCAUCGUGAUGGAGAGGAUACCUACAAUGUGUUGAUGAUUAUCGAAUGCUUUGCAGUGCUGAAGAAAAUGCCAGACGCCGUUCAGGAAGUUGCUGUGAAGAUGCGUAGUGAUAUGAACGGAAUCAUCGACAGGCUGACCGAACAAAUUGCUGACAGUGCUCAACGGGCAGGAGUAUUGAUGGCUCAUCAGCCUCGUAUGUUGUUGGAGCUAUUGCAACUUUGUUUCGACAAAUUCCGGGCCGUCGCAGCCGCCCAUUCUCUCGUACUGUCAUCAUUUCAACAGAUCGGUCAGAAAUAUGGUCAAGUCGACGUCAAACUAUACAAAGAGGCUGAUGUUUGGGCUGCUAUACAGUACAGCAUUCAGCUCAUGCUGUCUGACUAUCUCGAUGUGCAAAAUGCUACUCACAACAUUCACCGACUCACAGCGUUUUCUGAUACUUCCGACUUGUCGAGCUACUUUGCACCAAGAAAAAAGGGAGUCACAACGAAAACUCAAAAGAGAACAUUGUUUCGGUUUGAGUCGUCAUCGUAUGCACUGAGUGUGAGGUCAUACUUGCGGGAGCAGAGAGAACAAAGACAACAAGAAACUGGAUAUGAGGAGGAAGACUUGCCGUCUUUGCCACGAUUUACGUCAACUCCUCUCUUUGUGUGCAAACCGGACAUGAUGAACAUCACUGUCAUAUUCACAACACUUCGGAGCUUUACACAGGAAAUAGAGUCAAUCAUAUUGUCAGGUGUAAGUAUGCAUUGUUCACUAAGAAGUUUCAUUGAGGACUAUGUGCAGCUCAACUUUCUUGAAUUUGUGCGUGAAGAACUAAAUGAGAAACUUGAAGCAGCAAUAAAAGGGCCUGAUGCUCAAAAGACAUUGGCAGAUGCGGCUACGACGAGAGGGACAGGAUCGCAGCGUCCUCUCUUGCAGACUGCUGUUGUGUUGACACAGGGACUUGAUCAUCUUAAGAGUCUUAUGGAGCAUCUACCUCCAUACGCUAGUGACUUUCUGGAGAUGGCACGAGAUAUUCUAAUGACUUACAAAGAUUCUUGCACUCAACUAUUUAAGGCUGUUCUUGGUGCCACAGAAGAUGGCCAGCUUCGUAUUAUCAGUGGCAUGUGGGCUCGUGAUGAAGACAUAAGACGCCUUCUAAUGUCAUUACCUUCAUGGACGAGCUUGAAACAGCAGCAAGAGCAGCAGCAAACACACAGACGGACAAGAAAAGAAAUGCAAGAAAGUCUGGAGACAGCACGUAGUCGACAUAAACAAGAGUGUGACUUGCUGACCAGAAAUUUGGGUGACCAACAGCUGUCAAAAUCUGCUAUUAUUCUUGAUCUUGACGAAUUACGAGUGAUUGCGAAUCUUCAGGAGAGUCUGGACUGGCUAAGUGAACGGCUACAGGCUGUAUUGACGAGCAUAGCUCCUGUUGAUGGUGGAAAAUUGAAGCAUAAUUUUGAUGUGCCUGUAGAUCUGUUGAGGUCUGUUCAGCAGUUGCAUCGUGAUCUUGUUGGCUUGUCUGAAAUGGGGUUGUUGGUGUUGCAUCUUGAGAUUCGAUGCCACUGCUUGUACUUUUUAUUACCAGCAGCAAGACAGUCAAGCUAUGUGUGUGAUGCUGAUUCUAUGGAACCGGAUGAGAACGUUGUGUUUCUCAAUCAAGAUCUUUUGACAACAGAAGACGUGAUGUCACAAGCACUCAGUCUACUGAAAUUCAAGUAUCUGUUUGAAGGGAUUGGUUAUUUGAUAGCGUCUAUUCUCAUUUCCAGUACUGCGUAUCUUCAGAAAAUCAAUGCGAAUGGAAUCAAGAGAAUGUGUCGUAAUAUAUUUGUACUCCAGCAGAAUUUGACUAACAUCACAAUGAGUAGAGAAGUGGAUCUCGAUAGAGCAAGACAAUACUUUGAGUUGCUGUUUCUCAGUGGAGAGGAGCUGUUGACUGUUGUCGUGGAGCAAGGCCCACAGUUUGAGGAAGCAGAGUAUGGACAUGCUUUGAGACUGAUUGCUCGAAGUCAACAAAGAUUCAACGAACAGAAACUUAAGGAAAGACUGAUCAAACUUCGAGAAAUUCUCCACGAGUUGCUAUGAUAUAUGACAAUAUAGAAUGACGUAAGAAUUUAGUGAUUUUUAUGCCUCAAUGACGAUGUGGUGUUGCACGUGUGAUAGUUGGCAGUUUAGGUUGUUAGCAUGAAAGUUGAGAUUUGGUUUAGUGAUGUCUACAGCAAUAGCACAGUGGAAUGUAGUGAGGAAAUUGGUAAGAGUAUGGGUCAGAAUUGUAGCUCAUAAAAGACGUGUAUCUAGGAGGUUGGGUGUAAGUAUGUUUAUCAGUUAUGUUAUGACCAACAG